GAUUACUCAUCCUCUAUACUCUUAAUUAAGUAUAAAUUUCCACAUGGAUCGCCCAACACUAUUAUUAUUCCCAUUCUUAUUAACACUUCAUUUAUCAAUAUCAGGGGUAGUAAAUUCGACGAAAUUCACUUUAGUUAACAAAUGUGAGUACACAGUGUGGCCGGGGAUUUUAUCAAAUGCUGGUGUUCCUUCUCUUUCAACCACAGGCUUGGUUCUGCAAACCGGUGACUCUAACACCAUAACCGCACCCACUUCUUGGGGGGGCCGCUUCUGGGGCCGAACCCUCUGUUCCCAAGAUUCCACCGGAAAGUUCUCCUGCGUCACAGGUGAUUGUGGCUCCGGCAAGAUAGAAUGCUCCGGCAACGGAGCCACGCCGCCGGCCACGUUAGCCGAGUUCACCUUGGACGGCGCCGGAGGCCUUGACUUCUUCGAUGUUAGCCUUGUUGACGGCUUCAACGUGCCCAUGUUGGUAGUCCCACAGGGUGGCUCCGGCGACAACUGCACCAGCACGGGCUGCGUCGGGGAUCUUAACGGCGCGUGCCCUUCCGAGCUUAAAGUGACGAGCGUGGAUGGGAAUGAAGGCGUGGGCGUCGCUUGCAAGAGCGCGUGCGAGGCUUUUGGUUCGCCUCAGUAUUGCUGCAGCGGCGCGUUUGCGACACCGGAUACUUGCAAGCCUUCAUCUUACUCUCAGAUAUUCAAGACCGCUUGCCCACGCGCUUAUAGCUACGCGUAUGACGAUAAGACCAGCACCUUCACUUGUGCAGCUGCGGAUUACACUAUCACGUUUUGCCCUCCUCCGAGCUCCAGUCAGAAGGCGUCACAGGGGCAAGAUGCUCCUGCCUUGCCACUGCUUAACAACGGCACAAUGGUGUACGAAGGUGCAGAUCAAAGUGAAAUAUCAUGGGCCAUGUGUACCCAUGUGUUCGAAUCCCAAGCUAUUGCCGGCAUUGUUAGCAUCGCUAUGACUAUUUGGCGGUUGUGCCAGCUCUUCUAACUACUCCUUGCUUCAGCAUUUUUCACAGGGUUAGGUCCAUGAGCUUCCAAUAUAAGCACACCUCCACGUUCAUUGGCCCAAACAAACAGGAUGGUGGGACCCAAAUAUAAGCAUGGACCACGUGAGUUAAGUAGGGCCCACGGAUUUGGCCAUGCUGACUGGGACGUGACUCAUUUGAAGGGAAAGCUCACCCGUUGAUUUGAAGCCCAAGACCCUACCACCUCUUUUCAUUUUUUUUCUCCUCAAAAACCAAUUGUUUCGGAUAUUGUGGUUAGCACAAGUCCCCACACUACAAUACUACAUGUAUACAUAUAGCAAUAUGGGUAACUACGUAGUUAGGGAAACUUUAGGUUUCUUUUUCCUUUUAAAUUUUAUUUCAGUUAUUGAUUUAUUUUUCUCGGUUACAUCAAUAGGUAACACUACUAUUGAAUUCUUUGUAUUGU
This is a messenger RNA of Gastrolobium bilobum, 1437 nucleotides long. RefSeq names its product thaumatin-like protein 1b. Gene Ontology annotation, biological process: defense response. NCBI's taxonomy places the organism in Eukaryota, Viridiplantae, Streptophyta, Magnoliopsida, Fabales, Fabaceae. The record is from RefSeq and is a predicted model, not a curated record. The transcript has 3 exons. Gene Ontology annotation, cellular component: extracellular region. Bases 44 to 994 code for a protein of 316 amino acids.